CUACCAUGAAAUAUGUGUUCGGGCAAAUCCAGUUCUUGGGAAUUUCCAUCUGUCUAGCAUCGCGUUCUAUGGGUGUAUCAUGCGCACGCACACCGCACCUUGAUGGUCUACCCCCCGCCGUCCUUCCCUACCCCCCACUUUCCUUCUCAACCUCUCACCGCAAACUGGGCAAACCUUCCUCUUCCCUUACCUUCCCAUCAAUCCUCGUUCUCGAUCUUCACGGAAUAUUUUGGGGAAAAUUAUCUCAGCUACAUCCAUCAAUUAAUACACCAUGGGUCUUGGAAUCUAUGAAGUCGCACCUGCCAGACAUGUUCCUGGAACAGCAAGGCUUUACGAAGACGAGAGCACAGUAGAGGCUCCGAGCAGAACGAGUCAUCUCAGACACGGGACUGGAAAAGAUUCCCAGCUUCUACUUGUUCCUCAACCAUCGAAUUCGCCCAAUGACCCUUUGGUUAGUCUUAUUUAAUUUUUCUUAGGAGGUCUUUCUGCGGUUGGCAAUUUUGGACCGAUUGGGCUAACGCCUGUAACAGAAUUGGCCAUUGUGGAAGAAGGAUCUUACCCUCUUCAUUCUAUGUAUUACCGCCUGCAUCGGUGAGUUUCCCUGAAUAACCAUCCCCAAGGCGAAGUGGUUUCUGAAUCAAUUAAAGCUGCUGUUCUUGGCCCCGCCAUUGCGCCAAUCAACAAAAUGCUGGUCGACGAAUUCAAAACUACCUAUCACGUUACUGCAAAGUUUGCUGGUUGGCAGUUUUGGCCUGCUGGAAUUGCUGGACUCUUUGGAUCUGCGGUUGGACGGGUCUGGGGUAAACGUCCGGUUUAUAUAUUUUCUACUCUUCUCCUCUUCAUCGGUGCCAUCUGGAAUGCACUCGCGCAGAGUACAGAUAGCUUCUUGGGGGCAAGGAUUUUGCAGGUACCCGUUUUUUUUUUUUUUUGUAUGAGACUUUAUGGGAUGAAGGAGUUGCUCACAUUCGCUCUAGGGAUUUGGACUGGGGGCAUUUGAGACAAUUGUUCCUUCCACUGUCGGGGACAUGUACUUUGUGGGUUUUCAAGGGCUGGUGAUUAUCUCUUCCAAGGGCUGACAAGGUUAGGUUCACGAACGUGGAAAACGCAUCGCCUUCUACAAUCUCAGUUUCCUGGGAACCACUUAUUUCAUGCCGGUUUUGGGUGGAUUCAUAUCCAUGAGACAUGGCUGGCGUUCCCAAUUCCAGAUUAUUAGUGCCUUCCUUGCGCCGGCUUUAAUCCUAGUUGUUCUUCUGGUCCCGGAGCACGCCUAUAAUAGGCCCGCAAUUUUCGAUACCGAUCUGCACAGCGGUGGAGAUCUCAGUGAAUUGGAUGAGGCUUUGGGGAGAGCUGAUGCCGCUAAGGCUAGCGAAGGUAGGGCUGUGAGCGGGAAAUCUGCAACUGCCAAUAGCACAGAAGAAGAGAAAACCACAAAAGGGGAGGGAGGGGUGGCGAGUGGCAGUGACUUAAAGUCAGGAGGGAUUGCCUCUACAAGUGAGACCCCCGCCACUUUAAGCGAUGAGCCAGCUAUCGUAGCGGAACCUAUUGAAGAGAGGAAGACUUGGGUACAAGAGCUCAAGAUUUACAAUGGAAGGUUCUCGGAUGAGAGUUUUUUCAAACUGAUAUUCGCGCCUUUUGCCUUGUUCUUGUAUCCUACUACGCUCUGGUCGUUCUCCUUCCAAGGAACCUUCAUUACUUGGGUAUGUAUUUUAUUCCACCAGUAUUUGCACUUCUAAUUUACUAAUACAUGAGAACACAGGGGAUUGCUGUCUCUGUUGUUCUUGCCCAGAUGUUCGCCGGUCCUCCCACCAACUUUGGCCCAGAAGAGCUCGGAUACAUGUAUACUGCGCCAUUCAUCGGGGCACUUUGUGCAUAUUUAUUUGGCGCCUUCGUUUCCGACUGGUCAGCCAAGUGGAUGGCGCGCAAAAACAAGAACACCUACGAGCCAGAAUUUAGAAUCUUGCUAGUUAUUCCGGUUGCAAUUUUUGGGCUGCCGGGACUGUACGCUUAUGGACACGUCGCUGAUUUGCAUUUACACUGGAUCGUUCCAUCCAUCCUCUACGGACUCUUGACAUUUGGGGUUGUAUUGAGUUGCACUGCUACCUUCUCUUAUAUUCUCGACGCACACCGAGAUAUUGCAGUAGAGAUGAUGGUUUCAAUGUUGUUGCUAAAGAACUUUUUCGCCUUUGGAUCCACCUAUUUCUUGGUUGAUUGGGUGUAUAACGAUGUAGGACCCCUCUCUUGAGUUGCCGAGGUCUUCCACUGAUUACAGUACCGAAAUAGGGUCCUGCAAGAGUUUUCGACAUACUCGGAGCGAUACAGACGGCUGUUUGCGUCUUGUCCAUCCCAAUGUACAUUUUUGGGAAGGCCCAACGCGAUCUCAUGGCGAGACAUAACUUGCUGAAGAAGUGGGGACUGUACCCCAAGUCGGCAGCGAGUGCUCUUCCUGUCUCCUGAUUUUAGUUUAUACUCAGACGUAUGAGAGUUUCAGUGGAAUAGAUCUGGGGGCAUAAGUUUCUUUCUGCCGAUUGUUCUGGUGACGGACGGGUUUUUCUAUAGACACUACCGAAAAAACUUCUCCUUUAG
Tuber aestivum (summer truffle) is the source of this 2583-nucleotide messenger RNA. NCBI's taxonomy places the organism in Eukaryota, Fungi, Ascomycota, Pezizomycetes, Pezizales, Tuberaceae. The record is from the annotation of a GenBank genome assembly.